Molecule: messenger RNA, 1576 nt
Organism: Pocillopora damicornis (cauliflower coral)
Lineage: Eukaryota; Metazoa; Cnidaria; Anthozoa; Scleractinia; Pocilloporidae
Cellular component (GO): plasma membrane
Molecular function (GO): protein binding
Source: RefSeq, a predicted model, not a curated record
GGUGACAGCCUUCGUCUAGCAAAAGCAAUACUUCGGUUUGAUCUGUAGCUCCAUUAAAAUCAAAUUCAUUGACCACGUAAAAUAGCGCAGCAGCUUGGAACUGCUGAUCAACUCCACGUGUUCCGCCGACAGAUUGACGAUUGCUUUAAUCAACGUUUUCCACACAGGAAAGGCGAAAUUACAGCAAAACCCUGAGGUACAUGAUAGUGGCUUUACUGUGGACCAUGGUUGAUUAUCGUUUUGUGUUGUUAGUCUUGUUAGUUCGUGCAGUUACGAUUUCGAGUUUCAAGUACAUAAAUGAGCCAUGUUCGUUGUUUGCCAAGAUAUCAACAGAUUUGGAAACAAAAGAAGGAGACACGGUUGAAAUGAGGAUGGUAUACUGUACGCUUAGUCACCUGGAGAAUGAAUCACUGAAAUUCAAUUUUGAUAUCAGCUGGGCUUUUAACGCCACAACGGACAUAAACCACUAUAAUUUAGUCUAUGUCAGUGUCGUGUUGUGGUGCAUAUCGCCAUUUGAGCUCGAUUUCAUUAACCCGCACAACAUGGAGAAAAAAAACAUCGUACUGGCUCUCUCACUUAGAGGUGUGUGCAAAGCGUCGGUACAAAAUCUCGCUGUCUUUGCAAAAGCAACCGACUUACGACUUCUGGGUCUGAAAGGAACGAAGGCUACAUGGUUGGUUGCACCUGGCUUUAGGAACGUAACUCAUGGAAAUGACAGUUUAACAAACGACAUGAAAAGGCUAUCAUACUUGGUGCUCCAAGACAGUUUUCCAGCAGACAUACGCGCUACGUUUUCCGACUUAAACAACGUCUGGCGGGAAAUGGCUGAAGUUAACUUUGAGCGAGUACCGGUGAAAGGAAUCCCGGAACAAUGGAAGACUACCAUGCCAUUGCUACAAAGGCUUCUCAUGGUAGAAUGCAAUUUGACGAAACCACCAGAAUUUCCUUGGAGCGACUCUACCCUGGAGUAUCAACGUGGGCUGAGAAGGACAGCUGAUAGUUUCCAUACUGUAACGUCUAUCCAUGUUCAAGGUAACCUUUACGUUCGUGUAUUGCGUUUGGAUUACAAUAACAUUGUUGACCUAACGUCUCACGAGUUCAGCGGAUUGUUGCAUGUGUUAAGCCUGCGAGGAAAUGGCUUACGGACUAUUGGGCCGUUAUGUUUUCGCAAAUUACGUGGAAUUCAAAGGAUUGACCUCAGCAGAAAUAAUUUAGUGUCCUUACCUCAAGAUCUGUUUCAAGGGCUGACCUCAUUACGACAAGUCUAUCUUCGUUCAAACAAGUUGAAGAUUAUUGAACAAAAACUAUUUAAAGACCUGAAAAAUGUCACGAUUGUUCACCUUCGGCAAAACAACCUGGACUAUAUUCCAAAGGGACUGUUCAACUCAUUAGAUUCCUUGAAAAUCCUAGAUAUGGGAACUAAUAACAUCACACAAAUUGAAGAAAAUCCUUUUUCAAAGAAUGCCUCUUUGCAAGUGCUGUACCUCGACAACAACAGACUUUUUUGAGCAUCCCUUCAUGGAUAUUUCUUCUGCCAGACAUAAGGCUUAUCAACCUCUCUUCUAACGGAUUAAAA